AUGUACUUUAUGUAUGAUCAUUUUUUCCUGCAGAUGUUGAAUCUCUUUGUUGCUGUCAUCAUGGAUAACUUUGAGUAUCUAACGCGGGACUCUUCUAUCCUUGGACCCCAUCACCUAGAUGAGUAUGUACGAAUAUGGGCAGAGUAUGACCCUGCUGCAUGCGGACGCAUACAUUAUAAGGAUAUGUACAGUUUAUUACGCGUUAUCUCACCCCCUCUGGGCUUAGGCAAGAAAUGUCCACAUAGGGUGGCCUGCAAGAGGCUACUUCGGAUGGACUUGCCUGUCUCAGAGGAAAACACGGUGCACUUCAACUCCACCCUUAUGGCUUUAAUUCGGACAGCUCUGGACAUCAAAAUAGCAAAGGUAACAAAAAGUAAAUGGGAAAUGCAUGAGAAACAUCAACAACAUUGGGCAGUUGAAUAA
This is a messenger RNA of Protopterus annectens (West African lungfish), 423 nucleotides long. RefSeq names its product voltage-dependent P/Q-type calcium channel subunit alpha-1A-like. Gene Ontology annotation, molecular function: high voltage-gated calcium channel activity. The transcript has 4 exons. The record is from RefSeq and is a predicted model, not a curated record. Gene Ontology annotation, cellular component: voltage-gated calcium channel complex; neuronal cell body. Gene Ontology annotation, biological process: chemical synaptic transmission; calcium ion import across plasma membrane. Bases 1 to 423 code for a protein of 140 amino acids. NCBI's taxonomy places the organism in Eukaryota, Metazoa, Chordata, Ceratodontiformes, Protopteridae.